Molecule: messenger RNA, 1856 nt
Organism: Oppia nitens
Lineage: Eukaryota; Metazoa; Arthropoda; Arachnida; Sarcoptiformes; Oppiidae
Product: oxygen-dependent choline dehydrogenase-like
Exons: 3
Molecular function (GO): oxidoreductase activity, acting on CH-OH group of donors; flavin adenine dinucleotide binding
Source: RefSeq, a predicted model, not a curated record
ACUAAAGUAAAUUAUUAAAAAAAAACAAAAAAAUGUACACGAUAACUUUAUUAACAAAAUUACUGGCGCUAUCAACAAUUAUAAGGGAUAGACAGGACCGUCACAAUCUAGUGGCCAAUCAGACACCAUUACCGCCGAAACCAUCAUACGAUUAUAUAGUAGUCGGUGCCGGCAGUGCCGGUGCUAUUGUCUCGUGUCGUCUAUCCCAGUGGGGUUCGGAUGUACUACUACUUGAAGCUGGCGGCGGUACCGAUGCCCUGAUGGACGAUAUACCCGCACUGGUUAACUAUGUCGACGAUAUUGGCAUACAUUGGAACUAUCCGAUGGUUAGGCAAAAAUUUUCGGGACAUUCCUAUCCGGACAGUGGCCAACAAAUUGAACAAAGCGGUCGUAUAUUAGGCGGAACUUCCACUUUCACCGGAAUGAUAUAUAAUAGAGGUAAUCUCAAAUACUACGACAUGAUUGCUGAAAAAUACGGUGCCAUUGGUUGGGAUUACGCGAGUGUUUUGCCAGUAUUUAAGCAAAUUGAAAACAAUACCGACCCCCGGGUUAGCGAUCAGUAUCACGGACGACAGGGACCGGUAGUUGUGUCGACAUUCGAUGAAAUCUAUCCGAUAUUCGAGAAACAGGCUGAGGCUGCCCGCGAAUGGGGUCUGGAGUAUAGCGAUUAUAACGGUCCAAAUCAAACCGGUUUCCGAAUAGUACAGUCGACUAUUGGCCAGGGAUUGAAAUCAUCGACCUAUAACUCAUAUUUGAUGAGCGAUUUGUGUCCUAAAUUGACAAUCGUUACCCGGGCUCAGGUAUCCAAAAUACUUAUUGAACGUACAGUUAACAAUGGUCAGGGCGGCCAUCAUACUCCUCGGGCACAGGGAGUCGAGUUUAUUAAAGAUAAGCGCACACAUAGAGUAUUAGCAAACCUGGAGGUAAUUUUAUCGGCAGGUAAAAUAGCCAGUCCACAGUUGCUAAUGGUAUCGGGUGUAGGACCGGCCGAUCAUCUGAAAUCAAUCGCCGGUAUCUCUGAAAUCUAUUCAGACAUACCAGCCGUUGGCAACAAUUUUCACAAUCAUUUAACUAUAAUAUUGGAGUUCCCGAUAAAUAAACCAGAAAUGGUCAGGCCAGUCGUCCAAUUGGACAAUCUAACACAACUGUACGAGUCGAUUGUACUGGGUACAGGUGCAAUGGCCCAGUACCCGAUUGGUGGUAUGUAUUGGUCAUCAUCAUCAUCAUCAUCAUCAUCGGGUAAUAACAACAAUACCAGUGUAUUGGUGGAGGAGGACAACUAUCCCGACCUGUAUCUUGAAUGUAUGGUCAUGCCCGGUGGCCUAUAUCAUCCGGGUGUCACAUCUACCUGGUCAAUGCUAUUUUAUCCGAUACUUGCCCGACCGUUAAGUACGGGUACUGUCCGCCUGAACAAUAGCUGCCGUAUCGAAGAUCAUCCGCUAAUUGAUCCCAAUUUUUUAUCCGUUGAAAGCGAUCGCCUCAGGUUUCGUCAGGCAGUCGGCGAUAUUUUCCGAUUUGUCGAGACGACCAGUUUCGGCCAAUACGUUAGUAUACCCACUGAACCGAUAGCUCCCUGUCAGUACUGUCCACCAGGUAGUGGUCCAGUCUAUCAAUGUCUUAGCUAUAUUGACUGUCUGAUUGAACAAUGGUCGGGUAGUAUAUGGCAUUCAGUUGGUACUUGUCGAAUGGGUGAUCCCCAGCGCAGGGAUACUGUAGUCGAUCCCCGAUUGCGUGUCAAAGGUGUCCGCGGGUUACGUGUUGUCGACUUAUCCAUCUAUCCGGAGAUAAUGAAUGCCAAUCCCGGAGCUGCGGCAAUGUUGGCCGGAGAGAUGGGCGCCCGAUUCAUAUAUGAAGAU